AUGACUAACAGGAUCUGCAAUCUUAUGAUCCAAAGUGAUUACAAAACAGAGGACGUGCAAAAUCCCGAAAAAAAUAUCCCGAAAAUUGAUAAUUACGGCAAUAUGACGAAAAAUUUCACUUUUCGUCUCGAAAAAUCUCAUAAGAAACACGGUUUUAAAAUGAUCAAAAAUCAAUUAUUGAUCGUGCUUUUGAUAUGCUACAUUGUUUUUCACACUUACGUCGAUGCCUGGAAUAAUCUCGAUAGGCAUAAAAUCGUGAAUAGACAACGAUUGUGGCAAACAAACGGUAAUGGAUCUGCUUUAUCCAUUGCAGAAAAACGUAAAUGGGAAUCAUCAAAAUUUCCGAAUAAUCGUAUUCAGACUCCUAGGAAGAAAAGACUGUUCUCGCUGUUCACGUUGGUAAAAUUUGAGAACGGCAUCUGCGACGGAUUGAACGGAGAGAACGGCACGUGUGUUGCGGCAGCGGAAUGCGUACAGCGCGGAGGUACCCCCAGCGGCGUUUGCGCUAAUGGUUACGGAGUCUGUUGUAUAGUCACGGUAUCUUGCGGCGGGAUGACCUCCGAUAACAACACACACUUUGUUAACCCAAAUUAUCCGUCUACUUACGACGGAAUACAAUCGUGUCAAUUAACGAUAGUAAAAUCUGAUCCAGAUGUAUGCCAAUAUCGAUUAGACUUUGUACAAUUCAAUAUCAGGGGCCCGGAAACGACGAAUAAUGUAUGUGUUUACGACCAAUUUAUCGUUUCCGGUGGUAAUCCGGUACCGAUAAUCUGCGGUAACAAUGAUGGAAAUCAUAUGUACAUAGACACAGGAGUCGGGCAAACCAAUCCGGUUACUUUAACUUUCGUUACGAGUAGUAACUCUUUUUCACGCUCAUGGAAGGUUCGAAUCUCGCAAAUACGAUGCAGUACGAUAUACCGAGCCGAAGAGGGUUGCCUUCAGUAUUUCACCGGAGUUUCCGGCCAGAUAAAAUCUUUCAAUUACGAUCCCAUGAUUGGGCUACAAUUGUCAAAUCAAGAUUACAGUAUAUGUAUCAGAAUGGAGAGGAACUUUUGCGGAAUCCAAUACAUGGCAUGUUCUGACGACGCUCAAGGAAUAAUGACAACCACAAUUGCAACGAAUCAAAUACGUAGUAACUCAUUUACUCUGACGGGAAAUACACAAACUGCGCAAACUGGAUCGAUGACAGGAACGACCUGUAUGACUGACUGGUUGUCAAUACCGUGCGCCACAAAUCUUAAUCGAUUACCAUCAACGCCAAUGACAUGCGUCGAUCGAUUGUGCGGUGGUGCCUUCAACUCAGAAGCCUCGAGCUUGAACAGCUCGACUAUUAUUAGUACCAUAAAACCAUUCAGAUUAAUUUUUCACACGGACAGCAUCGAAGGACCCAAUGAUGUUGGAAAUAGAGGCUUCUGUCUUAAUUAUGUGCAACAACCAUGCACGACUAAACUAAGAUAA
Molecule: messenger RNA, 1458 nt
Organism: Cyphomyrmex costatus
Lineage: Eukaryota; Metazoa; Arthropoda; Insecta; Hymenoptera; Formicidae
Exons: 8
Coding region: 1-1458 (485 amino acids)
Source: RefSeq, a predicted model, not a curated record